Molecule: messenger RNA, 3972 nt
Organism: Pogonomyrmex barbatus (red harvester ant)
Lineage: Eukaryota; Metazoa; Arthropoda; Insecta; Hymenoptera; Formicidae
Gene: Oseg1
Product: intraflagellar transport protein Oseg1
Biological process (GO): protein localization to cilium; non-motile cilium assembly; intraciliary retrograde transport
Cellular component (GO): non-motile cilium; intraciliary transport particle A
Molecular function (GO): protein binding
Source: RefSeq, a predicted model, not a curated record
CGUAAUAUAUUAUAUUUUUUAUAUACUUGUGACAUGUUCAGUUUUCUUCUAGACUCUCUUUUUCAUUUUUUAUUUUACAAUAAAUAUAUUUUUGUAUCAUGUUACAAAGUUGAAAAUAUUUAAAAUUAAAUAUAAAACUCUAUUUUUCUCCACAAAAUUGGAAUUUCUUUUCACGAGGGCAUUAUUGACAUUUCGCGCCAUUUCAUUUUAUGGUUACCAUGGUACCUCUGUGACCACCAAACAGAUUCUCUUAUGUCAGAACAACAUUGUUACAGGAUCAUCCAACAAUAUCGUAAUCUGUGCUGAAUGUGACACAAUGAGAGCACAUCCAGCAUGGGUCGACAAAGUGCAAGAAAAGUCAGAUCAAUGUAUAUACGACCUUUGCUUCAAUCCAGAUGGCACACAAUUAGUUGUUGCAUCAGGUCAACAAGUCCUUGUAUAUGAGACCAAUGAUGGUGCUUUGAUUCAACCAUUAAAAGGGCAUAAGGAUACAGUAUAUUGUGUAUGCUAUGCAAAAGAUGGUAAGAAGUUUGCAUCAGGAGGAGCAGAUAAAAGUGUCAUCAUUUGGACUUCCAAGUUGGAAGGAAUAUUAAAAUAUUCACACAAUGAAGCUGUGCAGUCUAUGCAUUUUAAUCCCGUCUCACAUCAGCUUCUCAGUUGUUCACUCUCAGACAUCGCCUUUUGGUCUGCAGAACAGAAAGCAGUGCAAAAACACAAGUCUGGAGGGAGAGUCAAUUGCUGUGCAUGGACAAGAGAUGGACAAUAUCUAGCCCUUGGGCUUGCAACUGGAUAUAUAUCAAUAAGAAAUAAAAAUGGCGAAGAAAAAACGCGCAUUGAACGGCAACUUGGAGUACCAAUCUGGAGUUUAUCGUGGAAUCCUUUACAGGAUGACGCUACGGACGUUCUUUGCGUUGCUGAAUGGAAUGGAAUUAUCUCAUUUUAUACUAUUGGAGGGGAAGCUAUCAGAAGAGAAAGAUCAUUCAGUUUUAUACCACUUAAAGUCACUCAUUUUCCGGAAGGUCAAUAUCUUCUCGUUUGCGGCAGUAAUAAACAAUGUCUAUUGAUGACGCAUGACGGUAUACAGUUGGUUAACGUAGGUGGUACCUUCUCAUCAUGGGUGUGGAGCUGUGCUGUUCAUCCGACUGCUUCGCAUGUUGCGCUCGGUUCUCAAGAUGGAACGAUAACAUAUCUACAGUUAUCCUGGAAUGUUGUGCAUGGUCUGUAUGGCGAUAGAUACGCAUACAGAGAGAACAUGACUGACGUGAUAAUACAGCACUUAAUCACGAAUCAGAAAGUUCGAAUUAAAUGUAAAGAUCUGGUAUGCCGAAUCGCAGUUUAUCGAAAUAGACUAGCUGUGCAAUUACCUGAGCGUGUAAUUAUUUACGAACCAUCCGGCUCCGGCGAUGGAAUGCACUAUAGAAUACGAGACAAGCUUAAUCAAACGUUGAAUUGCAAUUUGUUAGUUGUCACGUCGAAUCAUUUGGUUUUAUGUCUGGAAAGGCGUUUGCAGAGUCUCUUGUUUACCGGGAUAAUAGAGAGGGAAUGGAUACUCGAUGGACUUAUCACUUAUAUUAAAGUAGCUGGCGGUCCCACCGGCCAGGAAUGUUUGAUAGCUGGUUUGAAAAGCGGACAUGUAAUGAAGAUAUAUCUCGACAAUCCAUUCCCCGCGCAUAUUGCAAAAAUUGAAGAUGCUGUGAGAUGCUUGGAUAUCAGCUCCUUAAAGGAGAAAAUGGCAGUAGUCAGCGAAGCUGGCAUCUUAUCCGUAUUCGAUCUGUGCACUGGCGAGAAAUUGCAAGAGUUUCAGAAUGUCAACAGUGUGGCGUUCAAUAUCGCUUUCGAGGAUAUCAUGUGCUUUGCGGGUAACAACUACCUCGCGAUAAAAGUUGCGAACUUUUCCGAAUACAGACAGAAAUUCUCCGGAUUUGUCGUAGGCCACAACGGCUCGAAGUUGUACUGCCUGAACGGUUCGUCUAUCAUAACGACAGAAGUACCACUAUCGUUGUUUAUGUAUCAAUAUCUGGACAUCGGAUUGUAUAAUCAUGCUUAUGACAUAGCAUGCUUAGGCGUAGCCGAAUCGGAUUGGCUCGCUUUGGGGACGGCAUGUCUGGACAAUUUGGAAUUGAACAUUGCGUACUCGGCGUUCGCACGAGUAAAGAAGCUACGCUACAUAGAGAUCGUGUCCGAGGUGGAAGAGAAGUUAAAAUCAGGCGAAUGGGGACGGGAAGCUUGCAUGGCUACUGCCGCAGCUGCCAUGGGUAGAUUGCGCGAUGCAGCGAAGCUCUAUCAGAAAGCCGGUUUGCAGCAAUAUGCCCUCGAUAUGUACUCUGACUUACGGAUGUUCGAUAUCGCUCAGGAAUUCAUAGCUUCCGGCAAUACACAGGAUCGCACAGUAUUACUGCGACGUCGAGCAGAAUGGGCGAAAAGCUUAGGCGAACCACGUGCCGCAGCCGAGAUGUUUCUCUCCGCGGGAGACGUCGAUCGUGCCAUCAGUAUUAUUGCCGAAUAUGGUUGGAUCGACAUGUUGAUCAAAGUAGGCAGACAACUGGAUAAGGCGGACAGAGACAAUCUGUCCAUGAUCGCUAAAAAACUUAAACAACUGGGUGCUUCGCAUGGCGCGGCAGAAAUUUUCAGCCGGCUCGGAGAUGAUCCUGAUGUUGCUGAUGUGCUUGUAGACGCGCAGGCAUGGCCUGAGGCCUUCGAACUUGCGGAAAGAAAUCCAAAGUUGAAAUCACGAGUAUAUGGGCCGUAUGCACGAUGGUUGGCGGAAACCGGACGAUUUUCUGAAGCUCAAGAAGCAUUCCAAAUGGCGGGACAACCGGAAGAAUCUAUACUUGUACUCACGAUGUUGGCUAACAAUGCUGUGAUAGAGAAAAGAUUUCGCGACGCCUCUUAUUUUUAUUGGCUUCUGUCGCAGUUGAGUUUGAAUCUAUCUAAGAGCAUAGAAGAGAUAAAAACGAUGUUUCUUAGCUAUUCCGACAAAGCGGAUAUCUAUUAUGCAUAUCACGAAGUAUACAAGUAUUUGGAAGAGCCUUUUACAUCUCUGAUGCCAGAGGCGUUAUUCAAUAUUUCCCGGUAUUUGCUCAUGAAAAUGCAAAACAUACGCCUAGAAGGCGUGUCGAAAUUAACAAUAAUGUACAGUUUAGUGAAACAAGCGCGAAUAUUGGGAGCUAACAAACUGGUUAUGCAAUUGUUGGACCAAUUACGUUCAAUGAAGAUCCCUACGAAUCUCUUGGCGCAAGUAGAGACAUUGACCUUAUCCGCCAGAUCUUAUCCAUAUCGCGAUCCAGAGGAGUUAUUGCCUAUGUGCUAUAAAUGUUCAACGUUCAAUCCGUUACUGCCGACGAAUAAUGUCUCCGGUAGUAAUUGCACGCAAUGCGGUUUGAAAUUUCAGUAUUCCUUUGUUAUGUUUGAAAUCCUGCCAUUAGUUGAAUUCGAAUUGGAGGAUGAUAUUACAGACGAAGAAGCGGAAAAAUUGAUAGAAGAACCAUUACCUUCCCCUGAUGAUCUCACAGUUACUGAUCAAUUUACUGUAACUUCCAACGAAGCUGAUCUCUUUACUGCCCGUUUAAUGAGAUAUGAGGAAAAAUCUAAUAAUUCUACGGUAACCGUUGGAAGAGGAGUAUUGAAAAGUAUGGAUCCGUCCACCGUGAUAAUUAUUAAGUGGCCUAAACCUUUUAAGACUAGGUACUUCAGAAAUCUCUUACCUGAUCUUCAGAUUAGCCAAUGCAAGUGUUGUUUAAAAUUAUUUCAUUCAGAUGACUAUGAACUAGCGUUGUUACGACAUGGACAUUGUCCAUUCUGUCGGGCGCCGAAUGUGACUGUGGGUUAAGACAACAUGGAAUUAUAAACUUGUAUAUUACGAGUACUUGAUGACUGUAUUUGAUUGUUUUUGUAAAAAUGUUUUAGAAAUAUUUUAUUCUUGCUUGUACAGCAUUAUCGUGGCAAUAAUACACACAACUUGUUUUUUUACAU